AUGCGAAUUCCAUCAGGAUGUUCAAAACUAGAAACUACAGUCAUUGUGGAUAAGGUCAAAGGAAUGAUUUUUGGUGCUCUUUUGGGUGACAGUCUGGGACUAGCAACAGAAGGAUUAUCUCGAUCAGAAAUCAAACAAAUUUAUGGAAAUGGACCAAUACGUUUUGGCAUGGAUGAGGAUGGCGUACCAUUUUAUCGCGAUGAGUAUAGAUCAAGAUUUGAAGAAAAUGACUUUGGUGAUGACGCCGAACAGGUCUUGUUGGUCAUGGAAUCCAUUUUUGAGAAUAGCGGGCAUUUUCUACCAAAGGACUUUGCAAACAGACUCUAUGCUUAUGGAACACAAGGUAUCAAAGGCUUGCAUAAACCACCUACGGCUAAUGGAUCUUUGGUCAGGGCACCAUUGUUAGGAGCAAUUAAGUUCUGGGAUGGUACGACCGUAAUUGAGAACACUGCAGAAUGCUGUCGCAUCACUCACCCUGAUCCACGCUGCUUGAUAUCAUGUGCCAUUAUGUCUACUUUAAUUGCAAGGUAG
Gilbertella persicaria is the source of this 531-nucleotide messenger RNA. RefSeq names its product ADP-ribosylation/Crystallin J1. The record is from RefSeq and is a predicted model, not a curated record. The coding region runs from base 1 to 531 and encodes 176 amino acids. NCBI's taxonomy places the organism in Eukaryota, Fungi, Mucoromycota, Mucoromycetes, Mucorales, Choanephoraceae. The transcript has 4 exons.